Striga hermonthica is the source of this 1125-nucleotide messenger RNA. NCBI's taxonomy places the organism in Eukaryota, Viridiplantae, Streptophyta, Magnoliopsida, Lamiales, Orobanchaceae. The record is from the annotation of a GenBank genome assembly.
AUGGCGGUGGAGUACAGCUGUUGCGAGACGGAGUUUUUUGUUCACAUUCUGGUUAUCGUGUUGCUCGUGUUGUUUGCGGGCCUGAUGUCCGGGCUCACUUUGGGCCUCAUGUCUCUCAGCCUCGUCGAUCUUGAGGUGCUUGCCAAGUCUGGAACUCCCCGGGAUAAACAGCAUGCUGCAAAGAUACUACCUGUUGUCAAGAAUCAGCAUUUGUUACUCUGCACUCUGCUCAUCUGCAAUGCUGCUGCCAUGGAGGCACUCCCUAUUUUCCUUGAUAGUCUAGUUACGGCCUGGGGAGCAAUUCUUAUUUCAGUGACUUUGAUACUUCUAUUUGGUGAGAUCAUCCCACAAUCUGUUUGCUCUAGAUACGGACUUGCUAUUGGUGCAGCUGUUGCCCCCAUGGUUCGCAUUCUUGUUUGGAUCUGUUUUCCAGUUGCAUAUCCGAUAAGCAAGUUGUUGGACUAUCUGCUUGGCCAUCGGCACAGAGCUCUCUUUCGACGUGCUGAGUUGAAAACACUUGUUGAUUUGCAUGGCAAUGAGGCAGGGAAAGGUGGAGAACUCACACAUGACGAGACAACUAUCAUUGCUGGUGCACUUGAACUCACUGAGAAAACUGCCAGUGAUGCCAUGACUCCGAUAUCCGAAACUUUUACGAUUGAUGUAAAUGCGACCCUUGACAGGGUUGCAGAAACUAUGCCUUUGUACGACAUCCUGAACGAAUUCCAAAAGGGCCACAGCCACAUGGCUGUAGUAGUUAGACAAUCCACUAAAAUGAUGACCCCCCCACCCCCUACCCAGUCACCAGCCGAAGAUAUUAAGGAUGUGAGGGUCGAUAUUGACGGCGAGAAGAACCCGCUGGACAAGAGUGUGAAGACCAAAAGGUCACUUCAUAAAUGGAAGAGCUUCCCAAACAAUGGGAGCAAAUCCUUCAAGGGAGGCACGCCGAGGAGCAAGAAAUGGACAAAGAACAUGUAUUCGGACAUCUUGCAGAUAGAUGGGAGCCCGUUGCCGAAGCUUCCGGAAGAAGAAGAGGCGGUUGGGGUUAUUACUAUGGAAGAUGUCAUUGAAGAGCUUCUGCAGGAAGAGAUAUUCGAUGAGACGGAUCAUCAUGGAGAGGAUUCAUAG